This is a messenger RNA of Acanthoscelides obtectus, 1844 nucleotides long. The record is from the annotation of a GenBank genome assembly. NCBI's taxonomy places the organism in Eukaryota, Metazoa, Arthropoda, Insecta, Coleoptera, Chrysomelidae.
CAAGCAACAAUGAUUACGUCAUUGCGUCGUCCUGUCAAUUCUAUUAUCUAUUGUAUGUCGGCCAUUUUGUCUCUGUGAAAAUUGGAGUGCUCAGUGCAUCCUGUUAGAAAAUUCGAUCUGAUUUUAUUGGAAAUCCAUCCAUUAAAGGGCGAGAGGGCGUAUUUUCCUUCAAGAAAGUGUCGACGGCUGCAAAAUGACUGCACACGAUCAAAUGCGUGCUAUGCUUGACCAGCUUAUGGGAACGGGCAGGAAUGGUGAAAACAAUAGAUUCCACGUAAAAUUCAACGAUCCCAGGGUCUGCAAGUCCUUCUUGCUUAGCUGUUGCCCUCACGAAAUCCUUUCUUCUACAAAACUUCAAUUAUCUAAUAUAAGAUGAGGAAUAGGUGUAUUGUUUUGUAUCGCAUGGACUUAGGGGAGUGUCCAAAAAUUCAUGAUUUGGCCCUGAGAGCCGACUUCGAGAAGGCACAGCAGACCAAGGACUACUUCUAUGAUCUUGAUGCAAUGGAACAUCUGCAAGCGUUCAUCGGGGACUGCGAUCGGCGUACGGAGUCCGCUAAACAACGAUUGGCUGAAACCCAAGAAGAGCUGACUGCCGAGGUGGCUGUCAAGGCCAAUAGCGUGCACGAACUUGCCGAGCAGAUUGGCCAGAAACUGGCCAAGGCCGAACAACUUGGCGAGGAGGGAUUCGUGGAUGAGAGCAUGAAGCUUAUGGAGGAAGUGGAUGAAUUGAGGAAAAAAAAACUUGAAGCUGAGCAGGAAUAUCGCAACUCGAUGCCGGCCAGCAGCUACCAACAACAAAAGCUGAGGGUAUGCGAGGUCUGUUCUGCUUAUCUGGGUAUUCAUGACAAUGACAGACGUUUGGCUGAUCAUUUUGGUGGAAAGCUACAUUUGGGAUUCAUCAAGAUUAGAGAGAAGCUCGCCGAAUUGGAAAAAAAUGCGGAGAAAAGGAAGGAGGAGAAGAGAAAGGCAGGGAAGGAUAGAGAUCGUGAUGAUGACAGGUACGAAGGAAGGCGGUACCGCGAACAAUACGUCGGCAGUCGCGAGCUGGAUAGACGAUCCAGGAGGCACAGGUCCAAGUCCAAGGAUCGUAAAGAGAGGGAACGUGAGAGCCGCAAGUCUAACAGAUCCAGAUCCAGAAGCAGGGAUCGUCGUUCUCACUCCCGUCAUUCAAGCUCCAGUGAAAAAAGAAGAGAUCGUGACAGAGAUUAAUGACAGCAUUUCUGAGAAAAAAUAUGUUUGUUUAUUGUAUUUUAUUAAAGAAAUUCACGUGUUUUUCCGAGCGACUUGUAGAUCUUUGUCAAGUGGCAACCGCAUAUUUUUAGUAGAAUUUGGUUAAUGUUAAAACAAUUCAUGCCUCUUUAUUUUCACUAUUUUUGACAUAAUGUUUACAAAGAUGAUAUUUUGAUGGAAUUUCAACAAAAUGAGUGUUAUAUAUUAUUUUGUAGUCUUUUGAAUGCAACUUAGAGUCCAGUGCUACUUCUGGACAUAUCUUCAAGAUUAAUCGUUAUUGUUAUGCUGUCACAGUGAUCAUGUGACAUCACAAACCAAUGUGGAUUUAUGUAUGUCAAAAAGUAAGUUUAGCUGACAAAAUAUAUAAACACGAUUUGUCUUUUUUACAGUUGUGCUAAUGAACAUAUUUUCAUCAUCGAAUUUGCAACUGCUAGUUUGAAAAAAUAGUAAUUAGCAUAUAAAUUUAUUUUUAUGCAUACAAGAUCACAAUCAGUGUAUAAGUUGCAAUUUCUUUCUUUUGUAAUAUGUAAAGUGUUCAUAGUACACCCAUCGUAAAAGUUGUAUCGUAUAUUUAGACUUAGUUAUAGCUUUGUUUAAAAUAAAGAAUAUAAAAC